AGCAAACUAUAAAUCCAAUGUUUGUAAAGUAAUCUUUUAGUUAUUUUAAUGUACUUGGCAGCACUUCCAAAUUUGGAAAAGUUCAUUUGUCAAAUCUGACAAAUGGCGGCAUAUGUUAAAAUUUAUUUUCAUAACUUGGGCAAGUUUUGUUUUGUAUGAUGUUUAAAACUAAUGCAGUUCUUACGUUGCAAUUCGGUAAUUUCACGAAUUUUAUUGGUUCCCAUUGGUGGAAUAUACAAGAAUCUGGUUUUAAUUAUGACGAUAAUGGUCCCACUUCUGAUAUUGAUAAUGAUGUCUUUUACAGAGAAGGAGUUAACUUAAAUCGUCAAACUACUUACACUCCUCGUUUGCUCUUAGUGGAUUUGGAUGGCGCUCUUAAGCAUUUGCCGCGUGAAGGAGAACUUUAUGGCAACUUUAAGCGUCCAACAAAAAACGAAAAUACAGACGACGAGGAUGUAUCUGUCAAGAAAUUGAAAGAUAAUAUAAAUUGGCCAGACAAUGUGGAAUUAUGGGAAAAGUCAGAAAUUGAAAAAAAUUCAUUUCAAAAAGACUUGGACAAUCCAGAGGCAUCCAUAGAAAAAACUAAUUACAAUUUAGUUGAGAAUGUGGAGUCAUGGGCUGAUUUUUUGUAUGCGCGCUACCAUCCACGGACCGUAAAUGUUGUGAACAAUUUUAAACAUUCAGUAGACAAGCAAACUUUUGAUACAUAUUCUUGUGGCGUUGAAUUGUGGAAGACUGAACAGUUUAGUGAUGACUUUUGUGACAAAAUACGGCAAUAUGUGGAGGAGUGCGAUUAUUUGCAAGGAUUCCAAACAGUUUUUGAUUGUUAUAAUGGAUUUAGUGGCUUGGCCUCUAAAUGUUUGGAAUAUAUAAAUGACGAAUACACUAAAGCUAACUUUGUUGUUCCUGUUUAUUCACCUAAAAAUAUACUUUUCGAAAACGCAGAUGAACCUAUGUCUGACUCCAUACGGGUUGUGAAUAGUGCCUUAGCUUUUAAUGCACUUACAGAACAAGCAUCUAUGUUUAUGCCAAUCAGUACCCAAGAUCGCGUUUGGCGUCAAUUAGGCAAAUCUCGAGAAAUAUCAUUAGUAAACUAUCGUUCCGAGAACUACUAUCAAACAUCUGCUAUAUUAGCUGCUUGCCUAGAUACAAUAUCAUUACGUUAUCGUUUGAAGGAUGCACCAGCUUCUAAUUCACUUGCUGGUUUCUGUGGCGACUUAACAAACUAUGGUCGGAAAUUGGUAGCAGCAGGAUUUGCAAUGCCGUUUCAAAUGCAACAAGACGAAGACUUGAUUGAUUGCCUAGAUAGAUUUGAGGGCCCACUGUUUACGCAACUAACACCGAAUUGCACAAUUGGUACAGAUUACAUAAUACAAUCCAUGUGUGUUCGUGGUAUUCCGAAUAAUCGUCUGAAACGUCCACUUGCAAUGGCAAAAAAACAAAUGCGUAUGGCUGCAUAUAAAUGUGAUAGUGUGUCUGAGAUGUUCCAACUUUAUUUGCAAUGUAGUCAUCAUGCUAGCCUGGCUCAUGUUAGUUCACUAUCAGCUCCAAUGCCUACACGCGUUCCUUUUCCAUGCGAAAUAUUUAAUGAGUCUCUGAACAACAUGGGUUUUAUUUCAACAGCAACGGAAAGUGUACCAAGGGAAAAGAUAAUAUCUGUGCCAACACUAGCAACGGUACAGUGUUCCAGUGAGUUAGGGAAUACAGUGGACACAUUGCAUCGUGAAGCCAAACGAAUUAAAAUUGCAAAAUUGCAUCGUUUUAAAAUGUCGGGGUUGGAAGAGGAAGAGUAUGUCGAUGCUUUAGAAAAUUUGCUACUUUUCAAAGACAAUUACGAUGACAACUUCGAGUUGUAGCUGCGCAUACAAGGUCAGACAAAAAUUAUUUUACUAGAAAUCUUAUAUUUCUUAAAAGUAUAUAUAUAAUUAUUUAUUAUUAAGUUUUCCAAGCUAA
Teleopsis dalmanni is the source of this 1953-nucleotide messenger RNA. Its product is annotated as protein misato-like. The record is from RefSeq and is a predicted model, not a curated record. Gene Ontology annotation, biological process: mitochondrion distribution. Lineage: Eukaryota; Metazoa; Arthropoda; Insecta; Diptera; Diopsidae. Bases 156 to 1856 code for a protein of 566 amino acids. Gene Ontology annotation, cellular component: cytoplasm. The transcript has 4 exons.